AUAAAAACUAAGCAGCCGCUUUUCAAGUGCAGUCAGUCAAUUCAUUAAGCCACGCGAUGCUACAAAUCAGGAAGCAAUUUGCAGCUGUACUGCUGAUUAGCGCUUACUGCUUAUUAAUAAAUCCAAUUGGCGCUACAAAUAGACUCAAUACGAAUGCAAGCGAUGCGGAAUUCUUGACAAUCAUUGUGGAUGAGACAAUGCGCAAUUUGUUGAAGCAGUGCAACGGAAGUGUAUCGACAGAGGAUUACAGAAGCAAUGAAUUAGCCCCAGAUCAGCUCUCGCCUGCAAUGAUGAAGCAGUUAAGCGAUUUGAUGGGUAGAACCGUGCGCUCACUAAGCGACUCCUUUACGACACGUCUGCUGCAACGCUUUCCUAAGAACUGCGCCGACAUACUGCCGUCCGGUGUACGCGAUCGCGAUGGCGUCUAUAGCUUGCACAUCUCGAGUUAUAUGCCGAUCAAUGUUUAUUGCUUUGCUGAUGCGGCAGGCGGUUGUCCUUGGACCAUUGUGCAUAGGCGUCAGGACAAAGAUACUGCUUUCAAUCUCAAUUGGGCCUACUACAAGGCGGGUUUCGGUGAUCCGUACAAUAGUUUUUUCGUUGGCAUGGAACCGCUUUAUUGGCUGACCAGCGAUGCGCCGCAUGAAUUGCGCAUCGUUAUGCGUUUGAAUAGCGAAAGUGUGGAGGAGAUUGCGCACUACGAUCACUUCUCACUGGGCGAUGAGAAGGCGCAAUACGCACUGAAGGUGGGACAAUUUAGCGGCAAUGCAGCAGAUGAGCUAACGCCUCUGAAUGGCUAUAAGUUUAGAACGAAAGAUCGCACAGGUUAUUGCAAAGGCAAGGAAAAGGAUGGUGGCUGGUGGAAAGAGGGUUGCGCUAGAAGCAAAUUAAAUGGCAUUUAUGAGCCUACGCAGUGGGAGAUACCACAACACGUGGGCAUCACAUGGAAUAAUAGAACUACACACGGCUUCAACUACUCACUGGAGUACGUGCAUAUGGCCAUACGACCGAAGUUUUGUAACAAAAUUCAUUUAUAAUUGGAUAAAUAGGGGGUUUUUUCUAGUGAAAAAGUAGUUGAAAAUAUAAAAUUUUGAGAAAUUGUAAAACGAAA
Molecule: messenger RNA, 1108 nt
Organism: Anastrepha obliqua
Lineage: Eukaryota; Metazoa; Arthropoda; Insecta; Diptera; Tephritidae
Product: angiopoietin-4-like
Exons: 4
Coding region: 57-1034 (325 amino acids)
Source: RefSeq, a predicted model, not a curated record